AUGAAGCCGGAAAAUUAUUUCUUUGCGUUAUUGCUUAUGUUUAAACCAUGGCAAAAAUUAGAGGAUCUUAAAAAUGAAUGCGAUACUUAUACCGAAUCGUUUCACAAAGUAAAACUGCAUCUUAAAGAAGCAUUGCAAUAUCAUGAAAAAUUAGAAGAAUUGCAAAAAGCAUUUGAAACUGCAAAACAGUUAGUUCAGCAAUGCUUAGAUGACGAUUUGCAAAAAGAGCAGUCUCAGGAUGAUCCUGAAAAUGCAAUAGGUAUUCAAAAUUUAGAGGCUGGUGAAGCAAUGCAAGAUUUUAAAGAUCUUGGUGAUAGAGCAAUUCAAGAAAUUGAUGUAUCUGACAUGAUAGUAAAAUUAAAUACGGAUCAAAAACGAGUAUUUGAUAAAGUUACCAAUGCUGUAGAGUCCGAUAAAUCAAUAUUACGAUUAUAUGUUAGCGAAGAAGGUGGUACUGGAAAAAGUUUCUUAAUCAAGACUAUUAAAUGCUGGAUAAAACAAAAUCUCAACAAAGAUACUGCUGUAACAGCACCUACUGGUAUAGCAGCAUUUAAUAUAGAUGGUUUGACAGUUCAUAGAUUGCUUCAAUUACCCGUUGAACAUGGUCAAACUCAUAAGUAUAAACAAUUAUCUGAUUGUGUAUUAAAAGUUUUACGAACAGAUCUUAAAGAUGUUAUUCUUUUCGUAAUUGAUGAAGUGUCAAUGAUAUCUAAUUUGACUUUAAUAUAUAUUCAUCUUCGAUUGUCUGAGAUAUUUGAUACUAGUGAUUGCGAUGAUGGUUGGUUUGGUCGAAAGCAUAUUCUUUUAUUCGGAGACUUGCUUCAAUUGCCUCCUGUACGCGAAGAUCUUAUCUUUACACAUUUAUCCGAUCAAAAAAUUGCUAAUUAUCUUGGUUCUUUAAAUGCUGUUAAUUUAUGGAUUACAUUAUUUGAAUAUAAUGAAUUAAUAAUCAAUAUGCGUCAGCAAGGAGAUAAUUCAUACCGUGAAUUAUUGUCGCGAAUUCGUAUUGGUUUAGUGACAAAAUCUGAUUGUAAAAUUCUAGAGAGUAGAAAAAUAUCUUUCAAAGCUGAUUCUUUCGAAUCUAGAUUAAAUGAAUUAUGUGAUUUUAUUAACAGUUUAUCAUCGGACACUGUUUGUUUAUUUCCUACUUGUAAUAUGUGUGAUGUCCUUAAUAAUGCAAUGUUAAGUCGCAUUACUUCCAAAGAAAUAUUAUUAAUUGCUGAAGAUACGAUUGAUUGUACAUCAUAUGUAAAAAAGAAAGUAUUAAAAGUAUUGUCAAAUAACGAUGAUGAUAGUUCUCGAACAGCUAGACUUUCAAAACAAAUUACAAUUAAAAUUGGAGCAAAAGUUAUGAUUCGGCGUAACAUCGAUGCCAGUUUGGGUCUUGUAAACGGUACAAUUGCUAAAGUAAUUUCAAUUGUACGAGAAACAUCUACUGAUGACGUAGAAAAGAUUAAACUUCUUUUACCAUCAGGUUUAGAAUAUGAAAUUGAAAGAGUAACGGCUAAAUUUCAGGUAUUGGAUAGAGCGUAUGUGAUUCGGAAACAAUUUCCAUUAUCUUUAAGUUAUGGCAUCACUAUUCAUAAAAGCCAAGGAUUAAGUUUGCAAAGUGUUGUUAUGGAUAUUGGCAACUCUGUAUUUAGUUGUGGUCAAAUUUAUGUUGCCUUGUCGCGAGUAACAUCUCUAGAAGGAGUGCAUUUAAUAAACUUUGAUCCUUCAGCAGUAAUAGCUAACAAAAAAGUUAUUAUUGAAUAUAAUCGUUUAAAACAGAUAUACAAUCCGAAAGCAGAAAUGAUUGCUGUGUCAAAAGAACGUUGUCGUAAAGUAAAAGAUGUUCCAUGGGCGUUACCAAAAAUAGUUACUUCUGUUCAAAAAUCAAAUUCAGAUCGAAAAAUUCAACAUACGGUUUCAAAUAAAAGAAUUCAAAGCACUGCUUGGAUCAUACGUGGUUUUCAGAAUACAGACAAGAUUUCAUGUUAUGCAAAUACAGUAUUGCAAUGUUUAUUACAUUUAAAUAUUAUUAGGCAGCAGUUGAUUAAUUGCAAUAAAACAGACGUUUUACCACAAGAUGGUAAAUUAAUAAAAGCAGAAAACAAAUUUAAUUUAUGUGCUGUUCCAACAACUAAAGUAUUAAUAGCGGGACAAUUGUACAAGACGAUGAGUGCUAUACUUUAUGAUAGUUCGUGCACCGAUGAAGGUCAUUAUAACCACGAGGUUUUGAAACUCAAUCUUUCUAGGCAGUUAGUCUCUAAAUCAUCCAUUACGAUAUCCGCUAAUAUGGGUGAGAGCGGAGACCCCAUAGGACUGCCAAAAAUCUGUUCAUAA
Messenger RNA from Nylanderia fulva, 2325 nucleotides. Lineage: Eukaryota; Metazoa; Arthropoda; Insecta; Hymenoptera; Formicidae. The record is from RefSeq and is a predicted model, not a curated record.